Messenger RNA from Hibiscus syriacus, 645 nucleotides. Its product is annotated as GEM-like protein 6. The transcript is spliced from 5 exons. The record is from RefSeq and is a predicted model, not a curated record. The coding region runs from base 1 to 645 and encodes 214 amino acids. NCBI's taxonomy places the organism in Eukaryota, Viridiplantae, Streptophyta, Magnoliopsida, Malvales, Malvaceae.
AUGCCUGAUCAGGUCAUUGGAGUUCCGAUAAAAUCGUCAACAUACCGAAUUGAGGGAGCAUCGAGAUGCUACUUACCGGAUUCUGCUGGCCAGUAUCAAAUUCCAUCACCUGCUGAAGGGUCUAACACAUUUAGAAAAGGCAAAGGAAAUUUUGUGGUUAAAAGGAUGAACAAGCUUGGGAAGAAGGCUGAUACUUUCGCACAUGGAAUCCGAGAACAUGUGAGGCUGGGACCAAAGAUCAGUGAAACAGUGAAUGGAAAGUUGAGUUUGGAGGGCAAGAAUUCUUCAAGUAGGAGGUGUGGAUAUGAUAUUCAAACAAUUGUUUUGUGUCGGAGAAGGGGAGAAGCUGUUGAAGGCAUGCCAAUGUUAUUUAUCAACAACAGCAGCGACAGAUCAAUCAAAAUCCCAUCUCCAAAUGGUGAAUUCCUCAGAGUCCAUUACAAUGUUUUGAUCCCUCUUGAGAAAAUAAAGGGUGUUAAUGAGAGUGAAAACAUGAAGAAGCCAUCACAAAAGUACAUGGAAAUCGUGACCGUAGACGAUUUUGAGUUCUGGUUUAUGGGGUUCUUCAAUUACCAGAAAACUUUCAAAUACCUUCAGCAAGCAAUCUCCCAAAGACUACUGCAUGAUGUACUAGUCAUUUUCUAG